CUGGACGUGUACCCCGUCUUGAUCAAGAUGGCUGCUGUUGUUUGGGAUGAAAAAUAAUCUCUGGCUGACAUCCAUCAACAAACACGCCAACUUGCACGUCACCAACUUCCACAACCCCCCCUGCACCGAACCUGACCACCUAAACCUAAACGACGUCAUUCUUCCUGGGGGCGUACUGACAGACCGCCAACAUGGACACUACCACUUCCAUUAAGAUGACCACACUGGCCAUCCAGAACCUGUUUAGCUACGUGGAGGAGGAGAACCUGAUGGCACUCCGGGCUCAUCUGGACCGCUUUAAGGAAGUGGACGGACGCAGUGAUAACGGACAGACGCCGCUGAUGCUGGCGGCUGAGCAGGGCAGCCUGGACAUCGUGCAGGAGCUCAUCAGGCGAGGAGCCAAUGUCAACCUGGACGAUGUGGACUGCUGGUCGGCGCUGAUCUCGGCCGCUAAAGAGGGUCACGUGGAGGUGGUCAAGGAGCUGCUGGAGAACAGCGCCUACAUUGAGCAUCGCGACAUGGGAGGGUGGACGGCGCUGAUGUGGGCGGCUUACAAGGGUCGCAUGGAGGUCACCAAGGUGCUGCUGGAGCAGGGGGCCAAUCCCAACACGACGGGACAGCAGUACAGCGUGUAUCCCAUCAUCUGGGCGUCUGGACGAGGACACGCCCACAUCGUCAAACUCUUGUUGGAGGGCGGAGCCAAAGUCAACUGCUCUGACAAGUACGGAACCACUCCUCUGAUCUGGGCGUCCAGGAAAGGACAUUUUGACUGUGUCAUGCACCUGCUGGAGAACGGUGCUGAUGUUGACCAGGAGGGGGCGAACUCCAUGACGGCCCUGAUCGUGGCGGUGAAGGGCGGCUACACAGAUGUGGUGAAGGAGCUUCUCAAGAGGAACCCCAACGUCAACAUGACUGACAAAGACGGCAACACGGCCCUGAUGAUCGCCGCCAAGGAGGGCUACACCGAGAUUGUCCAGGACCUGUUAGACGCCGGCACCUACGUCAACAUCCCUGAUCGAAGUGGAGACACGGUGCUGAUUGGGGCCGUGAGGGGGGGUCACGUAGAGAUCGUCAGAGCUCUGCUGCACAAAUACGCCGACAUUGAUAUCAGAGGACAGGAGAGCAAGACGGCUCUGUACUGGGCCGUGGAGAAAGGCAACGCCACCAUGGUGAGGGACAUCCUGCAGUGCAACCCUGACACAGAGAUGUGCACCAAGGAUGGCGAGACACCUCUGAUUAAAGCCACCAAGAUGAGGAGUGUGGAGAUCGUGGAGCUGCUGCUUGACAAAGGAGCCAAAGUGUCCGCCGUGGACAAAAAAGGAGACACACCCCUCCAUAUUGCUAUCCGGGGACGGAGUCGCCGUCUGGCCGAGCUCCUCCUGAGAAACCCCAAAGAUGGCCGCCUGCUGUACCGGCCCAACAAGGCGGGAGAGACGCCGUACAACAUCGACUGCAGCCACCAGAAGAGCAUCCUCACGCAAAUCUUUGGCGCACGUCACCUGUCCCCCACUGAGUCAGACGGCGACAUGUUGGGCUACGACCUCUACAGCUCCGCCCUCGCCGACAUCCUGAGUGAGCCCACCAUGCAGCCCCCCAUCUGUGUGGGCUUGUACGCCCAGUGGGGAAGCGGCAAGUCCUUCCUGCUCAAGAAGUUGGAAGAUGAGAUGAAGACGUUUGCGGGGCAGCAGAUCGAGCCGUUAUUCCGGUUCUCCUGGCUGGUGGUCUUUCUCUCUCUGCUUCUCUGCGGCUCAGUCGCCGCCGUGCUUGGCUUCACCUUUGACCCCAGGCUCGCCAUGGCCGUCUCCCUUAGCCUGCUGGCGCUGCUCUACCUUUUCUUUGUGGUGGUUUACUUCGGCGGCCGCCGCGAGGGCGACAACUGGAACUGGGCGUGGCUUCUCAGCAGCUGUCUGGCCCGUCAUAUCGGCUAUCUGGAGCUCCUCCUCAAGCUGAUGUUUGUCCACCCGCCAGAACUCCCGGAGCAAAGCACCAGAGCUCUGCCUGUCAGGUUUCUGUUUACAGAUUAUAAUCGACUGUCAAGCGUUGGUGGCGAGACAUCCAUGGCCGAAAUGAUCGCCACGCUUUCCGAUGCUUGUGAGAGAGAGUUUGGGUUCUUGGCAACACGUCUCUUCAGAGUGUUUAAGACUGAGGAGAGACAAGGAAAGAGCAAGUGGAAGAAAACGUGUUGCAUCCCGUCCUUUGUGCUCUUUGCACUGGUGAUGGCGUGCUUAGUCAGCGGCAUGGCGCUGCUGGCCAUCUUUCGUGUGGAUGGCGACAACCAAACGGUGAAUGGCGUGCUGAUGGCGCUGGGUAGCGUGGUGGGCGCGGCUCUGCUUCUAAACUGCCGCACAUGGUGGCGGGUGUCCGACUCGGUGCUGAACUCACAGAGGAAGAGACUGCACAGUGCCGCCAACAGGAUGCACAAGCUGAAGAGCGAAGGCUUCAUGAAGGUCCUCAAGAGCGAGGUGGAGCUGAUGGCUAAAAUGGCGAAGACCAUCGACAGUUUCACCCAGCACCAAACCAGGUUGGCGGUUGUCAUCGAUGGACUGGAUUCGUGCGAACAGGACAAAGUUCUUCAGAUGCUCGACACGGUCCGAGUCCUGUUUUCCAAAGGUCCCUUCAUCUCCAUCUUCGCUAGCGAUCCGCACAUCAUCAUCAAGGCCAUCAACCAGAACCUCAACAGCGUUUUGCGGGACUCAAACAUCAACGGACACGAUUACAUGAGGAACAUCGUCCACCUGCCUGUCUUCCUCAACAGCAGGGGACUGUCCAGCGCCAGGAAGAUGUGCAGCGGCACCGCCGGCACGCCCGCUAAUGGCGACGCCGCAAUUGCUGAUGCAGGUUGGCACGAGGAGCUAGACAGGAAGCUGUCUCAGCACAGUUUGGGAGAACUGACCAAGUUUGGUAGCAAGACCGCCCUCAAUCGCCGGGACACAUACCGGCGGCGGCAGGUUCAGCGCUCUGUGACUCGUCAGAUGUCGUUUGACUUGACCAAACUGAUGGUGACUGAGGACUGGUUCACGGACAUCAGUCCUCAGACCAUGAGGAGACUUCUCAACAUCGUGUCUGUGACGGGUCGUCUGCUGAGAGCCAAUCAGAUCUCUUUUAAUUGGGACCGCCUGGCAUCCUGGAUCAACCUGACUGAGCAGUGGCCUUACAGGACGUCCUGGCUCAUCCUGUACCUGGAGGAGACUGAUGGCGUCCCCGACCAGGCUGCUCUCAAGAAUAUUUAUGAGAGGGUUCUGAAGAACAUCCCCACCACCAAAGACGUGGAACCUCUGCUGGAAAUCGACGGAGACGUACGGAGCUUUGAAGUUUUCUUGUCCUCACGGACGCCGGUUCUGACUGCCCGAGACAUUCGGACCUUCCUGCCCUGCACUGUCAACCUGGACCCCAAACUGCGUGAAAUCAUUGCAGACGUCCGUGCAGCCCGGGAGCAGGUGAACAUGGGCGGAGUCACGUACCCCUCAGUCCCGCUGCAGGAGGCUCAGCCCCGGCCUACCUCUAUGUACAGUCAGGUUUCAUCCACCUGCUCACCCUCCGCCUCCUUCAGCGGGCCCUUCAAUCCGCCAGUGGGGGGCGUGGUCUCACCGCCGCCUCACAGCAGCUACUACAGUGGCAUGGCAGGACCGCAGCACCCCUUCUACAACAGGCCAUAUUUCCCCCACCACCAUCACCAGCUGCCACGCCACCUCAUGGCGUCCUACCCAUCACACCUUGUUCCUCGUCUUCUCGUUAAAAGCUCCCUCCCCCGGGACGCCACCCUUGGCUCUGCCUCUGUGGCGUCGGGGACUCCACCCACCCUCCUCAGCUCCAUGACGACGGAUAGCGUGUGCGAGCGUGUGCGUCACAUCGAGGGCAUCGACCAGAGUAUGCUGGCGGCGUACACAGCCACCAUCAGGAAGGCCAACGUCAACGGUCGAGUUCUGUCGCAGUGCAACGUGGAUGAGCUCAAGAAGGAGAUGAACAUGAACUUUGGAGACUGGCAACUCUUCAGAGCCACCGUGCUGGAUAUGCGGCACAUAGAGAGCCAGGUGCUGCAUGAAGAGGCCGCCAGCGAGCAAGGCAGCGUUGUGGCAGGCCACCCUGAGGUGGUCCGGCGGGCUGUGGUUCCUCCACGUGCCGGCAACGCCCCCAGCGAUGUAUCUCCAAUGUACAGCUUCAGCCUGAGCUUCGAAGAGUUGAACACGGUGGGCCUGGAAGAGCCACCACGACACACCAAUGCACAGUGGAUGGCAGGACCUCAGAGGACCGGCAGCAUGACUAGUCUGAACUCACAGGAAUCGAGCAACGACAUCGGCAAACUGACUGACAAGCAGCAGGCGGAGUACCGCAACGCCUACCAGGAGUACAUCGCUCAGAUGGCACAGCUGGAGGUGGGUGGCAGCGGCGGCGGCGAGAAGCUAGUCCAGCCUCAGCCUGGACACUUCAUGACACCAUCUUGCGAGGACAAGAGCAAAGACAACACCGAACAAGAUGGACGCAAGUCCUUUGGCAAGAGGGCCAGCGUCAAAAUGGCAACUGAUAACACCGACUUUGCAGCCAACAGCGAAGCUCUGGACCCCAUCACGGAGGAAGAUGAGAAGGGAGACCAUGGAUCCUCCAAGUCCCUGCUGGCCCGUAAGACCUCCUCAGAAAGAGGCGGGCUUGCCGACUUGAAGUCGAAGGUGGGUGGCGGUCUGCACUACCAGAAGCUGACCAGCGACGACGAUGAAUCUGAAGAGUCCGAAGCCCCGCUGAUGAAAGAAGGCAAGAUGGCGGCAGACACCAAAACGGGCAUGUACUCGCUGGCUCUGAAGGGGAAGGACUACUUAUCCGACGCCACGCUGGACAAGAAGGACUCAUCCGACUCGGGCGUGCGCUCCAACGAGAGCUCUCCAAACCACUCCCUGCAGGAUGAGGAGGCGGACCUGUCGCAGCUGGACAGGUCCAACUUGAUCGAGCUGGAAGAGGACAGUGGUGCCAGGAAAUCGGGCCUCCCGGCCUCUCUCCAGGAUCCUGCUGUGACCCGCAUGUCCAUCUGCUCCGAGGACCAGUGCAGCCUGCUGGCCACCAGUCCGGAUGACACCUGGUCCAGCUCCAAGACCUGGAACCUGAACCGCACACCCAGCAGUGUCACGCUCAACAACAACACCAACGCCCAGCAGGGGGACCGCCAGACGCCCCGCACCUCUGCCCCCUCCACAGACACCAUCGACCCACCCACAACAACUGCCCCCACCCGGCCCAGUCCCAACAAUGAGAAUGUCCGAGUGGUCCACCUGAAGAGGGGCCUCAAACCUGGAGACCCUCCCGAGGUGUGCACCAUGACAGCAGAUGCCGUCGCCUUUGGCGAGGAGCGCGAGAGCAUCCUGUAAAACCACCCCCGCCCGUGCAGCAUCAUGUGACCUGUGUGUGGCGUUGUGUGUUAAUGCAUGCUAACUGUCAUGACUCCAAAUUACCUCUUGAUGUCGUUUUUGUUUGGAUGUUUAAAAAAAAACUAACAAAUGUCCUCUUUGUUCUUAGCUUCAUGUUUACAAAAGCAUGUGAUUGACAGCUGAUCAGUGCAGCCGCACCCUUCCUAGGAUAGGCUCCACCAGUUAAGUGAGAAAAGUAAAUGAAUGAAAUGUUAAGUAAAUAAAGUAUUAAAUGUCAAGUGUUUGGAAUAUUGGUGCUGUGAUGGACUCAUGGAGUAUGUAUCUAUGUGCAUGAUUAAUAAAAAUACAUUGAUGCUGA
Doryrhamphus excisus (bluestripe pipefish) is the source of this 5712-nucleotide messenger RNA. RefSeq names its product kinase D-interacting substrate 220b (gene kidins220b). Lineage: Eukaryota; Metazoa; Chordata; Actinopteri; Syngnathiformes; Syngnathidae. Gene Ontology annotation, molecular function: protein kinase regulator activity; PDZ domain binding. The record is from RefSeq and is a predicted model, not a curated record.